CUCUUCUGGUCGAGUGGUACGGAGACUGGUAGAUGCAGAAUUACGCAAAUCGAUAAAAAGUGGAAGUAGAAGAAGUAAUGUCAUCAUAAUAUAACCCUAGUUAUUACAAAAUACAAAUUUAAAUUUUAACAUUUUAUUUUUAAUUUUAUGUAGCAAACACAUAUUAUUAUUACUAAUGUAUCAAAUAUUAUUAAACUAACAAGGAAAAAUACCUUUAAAUUAAAGAUAUAUCAUAAUGUGCGAUCUUAAUAUGGAAGAAGAGGCCAAAGUUAUAGUAAAUGACCACAAGCACCCUUUAACUAAAAUCAAUUUUCUUGGUCCCAAGCAGUUCUUUAAAGAUACCUCCACAGAAAGGCAGGAACUAGUAACCAAAAACUUGCAGGUUUUAGAACUUGCAUUAAAACACAAGAAAGUAGACAAAAGAUGUGCUAGAUCCAAAGCUGAGUGGAUUGCAUCUCUUAAACUAGCCAAAGUAGAAAAAGUUGUGAAAGGACUUUUAGAGACCUUCGGUUACCAAGACAAGAGUGGAAUUUAUGUGUAUCCUGAAGAAAUGUUAUACUUAGUGGAAAUGAAUAAAAUGGAAGUUUUUGUGAACAAUGUCCCACUGACUGUCCAAGAAUGUUUCCAUAUAGUUCUAAAUGUACCAAAUAUGACCCUAACCAAAUACCAGGCUUAUAAAAAACUUGUCCUACAAGGAAAUAGGGUGAUAAGAUAUAACGAAGUUGUAAGGAAAAGAAAUAAUGGAAAAAUACCAAAAGAAAAUUCAAAUACUUGUGGAGAUACCAGGAAAAGGAAAUUAGAAGAUGAAACUGAUCAGGUACAAGAGAAAAGGGCUAGGGCAGAAGAGUCGGAUGAUUCCGAAAAUGAUGAAAGAGCAGAUGAAUAUAUUAGAAGAAUAUUUGAGAAACUGAGAAGCAGUUGCCCAAAGGAAUAUAGUUCCAAAGAAACUUUAGAGACCUGUCCAGAUUAUUGCGUAUUUACAAAAAAUAACAACAGUAGAGUUGAAUGGGAUUUCAACUUGUAUAUAUGUGAAUCAGAUGUUAUUAACCAUACAAACACAAAUUCAACCAAACCAGAAUUAUAUGCCAUUUGCAGCGGUGACAAUAUAGCAUUUUAUAGAAUGGGCCAAGUUUGUUUACCACAUAUUUAAACAAAAUAAAUGUUUGUUUUAAAUUUAUGGAUAUAAAAGACUAAGACGACACGAAACGCAGCCUAUCCAGGAUAAUAACUCCUAGUGCCACUUUGGUGCCACCGAGGAAUGAAAUCUGAACUGCCAACUGACAUUUUCCCUGGAUUUGAAUAUUGUUUAGUUAAUAAAAGAUUAUAAUUAAUUAGAUAUAUGGAAAAGUCUAGUAAGUCAGGAAAUAAAAUUCGAAAUUAUUUUCUA
This is a messenger RNA of Diabrotica virgifera virgifera (western corn rootworm), 1387 nucleotides long. RefSeq lists its product as uncharacterized. Bases 236 to 1150 code for a protein of 304 amino acids. The record is from RefSeq and is a predicted model, not a curated record. The transcript has 5 exons. Gene Ontology annotation, cellular component: tRNA-intron endonuclease complex. Gene Ontology annotation, biological process: tRNA-type intron splice site recognition and cleavage. Lineage: Eukaryota; Metazoa; Arthropoda; Insecta; Coleoptera; Chrysomelidae.